AACACGUGUUUGCGUUAAUCCGGAAAUCGAAUUUGACAGAAGUGCACGACAAUUUCAAAUUUAUAGAACAUUAAUUUUUCCUCAUUGUAAGACUAGUCCUUAUUCAAAAACCAUCCUUUAAAAUUUUGUAAGAGAAGUUUCUAGAAGCUUUACCCGUUUACCGUCAUACUCAACCUAAAAUUAUUCGCCGUACAGUCGUUACACUCGUUACUCGUAGACCGGCGACUCUCUCGCCGUCGCCGAUUCAAAUCAUAGACCUCGGGAGACAGGGGAACUGCAAAGCAUUGUUUAUUGACACCCUUUCCACCUGAACCCUGCAACAACAUGUCUUUCUGCAAGCAAGAAGGAAAGGACAAGAUCAUUUUUCUGGCAGAGGAAGAUGACACCAAACCUACAAUCAAAUUACCAGAUGAUGAAGAACCUGCUGGCCUGAUUAAAGAAGAUGGAAGUCUGAACUGGAGCUGUCCUUGUCUCGGAGGCAUGGCCACAGGUCCGUGUGGGGUUGAAUUCCGAGAUGCUUUCACCUGCUUUCACUACUCAGAAGCUGACCCUAAGGGCAGUGAUUGUGUUGAGACCUUCAGAACAAUGUCCCAAUGCAUGGCAGAAUUUCCAGGUGUGUACGGUAGCGGAGAAGAUAAUGUCAUGAACGUCACAGAAGACGAAGAAGAAGAAAGUGAAGGGAGGUCCUCUUUAUCCUCGGAUCGUACCGUCAGUAAAGUAGAAGAUAAACCCAGUGAACAGGAAAGCAACAAUACUAGUCAAAGUAGCUCCAGUCAAGCAAGUAAGAGUUAAUUAGGAUUUGAUUGGUGUAAAUAAUGUGAAGUUUAUUUUUCAUUGUACAGUCCAACUCGUACGUGCAACGUUCAAUUUUCCAUAGGAGUUGACGUCUAUCGCAAUCCUUAUUGAUGAACAUGAGAAUCCGGCAUUUCAUCUACGCGGUCGCGCUGCUCAUUAUUGAAAUUUUCGAAAAUCUAUUUGGCGUAGUAGAAAACUCUUGAUAGUUUACUUUGGAUUUUGACCUAGUGAAAAUUAAGACAAAUAUUAUGUGGAUCCUCGUCAUAAUUUCACAGUGUAGUGAAUGAAUAAUUUGUCUUUAAUAUAGGUUGUAAGUGUGACGUCAUUGUACUAAGGUACAUUCUUCACUCGUGACAGCAAAGAAAGUUGUUGAUAUUUUUCAUCUGUUAUUUCGUGUCGAUGGUAAAUAUCUGUCGUACA
Messenger RNA from Hyalella azteca, 1215 nucleotides. RefSeq names its product mitochondrial intermembrane space import and assembly protein 40-A. The coding region runs from base 325 to 792 and encodes 155 amino acids. Gene Ontology annotation, cellular component: mitochondrial intermembrane space. Lineage: Eukaryota; Metazoa; Arthropoda; Malacostraca; Amphipoda; Hyalellidae. Gene Ontology annotation, molecular function: protein-disulfide reductase activity. The transcript has 4 exons. The record is from RefSeq and is a predicted model, not a curated record. Gene Ontology annotation, biological process: protein import into mitochondrial intermembrane space.